Messenger RNA from Polyodon spathula (Mississippi paddlefish), 1015 nucleotides. Its product is annotated as LHFPL tetraspan subfamily member 5 protein-like. Gene Ontology annotation, cellular component: plasma membrane. Lineage: Eukaryota; Metazoa; Chordata; Actinopteri; Acipenseriformes; Polyodontidae. The record is from RefSeq and is a predicted model, not a curated record. The coding region runs from base 350 to 1015 and encodes 221 amino acids. Gene Ontology annotation, biological process: detection of mechanical stimulus involved in sensory perception; sensory perception of sound. The transcript is spliced from 3 exons.
CCAGAUAUAUGGUGUAUCUGAUGACUCUUUGAGAGUUCCAGUAAUUAGACGAGGCUGCUUAUCAUCUGAGCUCUUUAAUGAGCUUGUGAAGAUACGAGGUGUUUUGAACUGCGGGAAGAAAAGAGGAAGAUAUUGUGGUACUACAAAAAACCGAACCAGCGACGUGUGGUUCAAAAGUGGACAAGUAAAGCUGGGCUUUGAAGUGAUAACUUUUAACAGAGGCAAUGCAAACACACAUCGACGAGCUGUAAUUGCGCUGCUGUAUUAUUGUUAAUGAUAUUGCAUUUCAUAGAUUUUUAUGGAUUUAUUUAUUUUGUAAACUCACGACUCAGUCACGUUUUCUGCCAAGAUGGAAAAGAUGCUACCGGCCCGUGAAGCUGCCAAGAUCUACCACACUAACUACGUGAGAAACGCCCGGGCGAUAGGCGCCCUUUGGGCCAUUUUCACGGUAUGCCUUGCCAUCAUAUUGGUAGUUUGCUUCAUACAGCCCUACUGGAUAGGGGACAGCGUGAACACGCCUCAGGCGGGCUACUUCGGUCUGUUUCACUACUGUAUCGGCAAUGCCCUGACCUCGGAGCUGACGUGCAAAGGAAGCCCGCUGGACUUUGCCACGAUUCCCUCUGCCGCGUUCAGGACCGCUAUGUUCUUCGUGGGGAUCGCCAUGCUCCUGAUCGUGGGCUGUAUUGUGUGCUUCGGGCUCUUCUUCUUCUGUAACGCAGCCACGGUUUACAAAAUCUGCGCCUGGAUGCAGCUAGCCUCAGCGGCGGGGCUGGUGAUCGGGUGCCUGAUCUACCCGGACGGCUGGGACUCUGACGAGGUGAGGCGCAUGUGCGGGGACAAGACUGACAAGUACACCCUGGGAGCCUGCACUGUGCGCUGGGCUUACAUCCUGACCAUCAUCGCCAUCCUGGACGCGCUCAUCCUCUCGUUCCUGGCCUUCGUGCUGGGAAACCGGCAGGACAACCUCCUUCCAGAGGACUUCAAGGUGGAGAAUAAAGAAGGGGCUCAUGCUUAG